AUGCCGCCGCAAAUCAAACAAGACCUCAACCGCGCUGGCUGGGAGUCGACCGACUUCCCUUCCGUCUGCGAGAACUGCCUGCCCGAGAACCCGUAUGUCAAGAUGCUGAAAGAGGACUACGGUGCCGAGUGCAAGCUGUGUACGCGGCCCUUCACCGUGUUCUCCUGGGCGGGCGACGGGCGCGCCCACGGUCGCAAGAAGCGUACCAACAUCUGCCUGACGUGCGCCCGCCUUAAGAACGCCUGCCAGUGCUGCAUCAUGGAUCUGCAGUUCGGCCUUCCCAUCGUCAUCCGCGACAAGGCCCUCGAGUUGAUCGCCCCCGGCCCCCAGAGCGAGAUUAAUCGCGAGUAUUUUGCGCAGAAUAAUGAGCGCGCUAUUGAGGAGGGCCGAGCUGGUGUGGAGGAAUAUGAGAAAACAGAUGAGAAAGCUAGGGAGCUGCUGCGCCGGUUGGCCAACAGCAAGCCUUACUUCCGUAAGGGCAGGGAGCUGGACUCGGAGGGCAACCCCGUCGCGGGCGGCAGUGGUAGCACGGUUGGCGGCAAUGCGGUUGUCGGUGCCGGGCUGGGCGGCGCAGGACCGAUCCGGACGCGCGAUACACGAGCGGCGGCUGCAGCGGGUGCGAGGACUGGAGGUGCGGGCAGUGCGCGCCGCGGCCCCGGCGCCGCUCUUCCCCCUCCGGGCCCUAAGGACUGGCUGCCGCCGGCGGACAAGAGCAUUAUGUCACUGUUCAUUACGGGCAUCGAGGACGACCUGCCGGAGUGGAAGAUCCGCGACUUUUUUAAGCAGUACGGCAAGAUUAAGUCGCUUGUCGUUUCACACAUGACACACUGCGCGUUUGUCAACUACGAGACGCGUGAGGGCGCUGAGAAGGCUGCGACGGAGCUCAAGGGGCGUGCUGUCAUUGCUGGUUGCCCGCUGCGCAUCCGCUGGAGCAUCCCCCGGCCGAUUGGCACCAUGAAUAAGGAGGAGCGCGCGGAGAUGCUGCGCGAUGGCCGGUCUGCUUUCCCCGAGGCAAAUCGCAAGAGCGCACAAAAGGCCAUCGAAGCUGCUGGUGCGCAGGGCGGUGCUGCCGGCGGUGCUGCUGGCGGUGCUGCUGCCGAGGCCCAGCAGGACGACCUCGCGGACCUUGCCAUCGCUGCCCCUCCUGGUGCUGCCGACGUGCAGUAUGCCAGUCUGGCGGGCAACUAG
Thermochaetoides thermophila DSM 1495 is the source of this 1188-nucleotide messenger RNA. RefSeq names its product putative pre-mRNA splicing protein. Gene Ontology annotation, molecular function: U6 snRNA binding; pre-mRNA binding. The transcript has a single exon. Gene Ontology annotation, cellular component: Prp19 complex; U2-type catalytic step 1 spliceosome; U2-type catalytic step 2 spliceosome. The record is from RefSeq and is a predicted model, not a curated record. Bases 1 to 1188 code for a protein of 395 amino acids. Lineage: Eukaryota; Fungi; Ascomycota; Sordariomycetes; Sordariales; Chaetomiaceae.